AUGGACAAGACAUUGAGUAUUACAAUGUGUGCUAUGUUCUUAUUCAUUAGUAAUUUCAUUAAAACUCAAGCAAAAGACUGCAAUAUAGCUAGCUAUGGUGGAAAUCCUAAUGGAGAUAUCACAGAUGCACUCGCAAAAGCAUGGACUGAUGCUUGUACAGCCACCGAGCCUAGCAAAGUAAUUGUUGGUCCAGGCACUUACACGAUGAAUGCAAUGGAUAUUAAAGGACCAUGCACAGCUCCUUCAAUUGAGUUACAGGUUGACGGUGUAAUUCAAGCACCAGCAAAUCCUGCUUCUCUAAAAGGUGCAGACCAAUGGGUUAGAAUAGGAUAUGUGAAUGGCUUCACAUUAUCUGGCACUGGAACUUUUGACGGCCAAGGUCCAGCUGCUUGGAAAGCAAAUGAUUGUGCAAAAAAUCCAAAAUGCAAUUGGCCUACCAUGAACUUUGGUUUCAACUUCCUCAACAAUUCUUAUAUCAGAGGUGUGACAUCAAAAGAUAGCAAAAACUUCCAUGUCAAUGUUCUUUCAUGCAAUAAUAUCAACUUUGAUGGGUUUAAUAUCAGCGCACCUGGAGAUAGCCCAAACACUGAUGGAAUUCACAUUGGAAGAUCAAACGGAGUGACUGUUGCAAAUACCAAUAUAGCUACUGGAGAUGACUGUGUCUCGUUAGGUGAUGGUAACUCAAACAUAACUGUGGUAAAUGUGACUUGUGGACCUGGUCAUGGUAUUAGUGUUGGUAGCCUUGGUAGAUAUGAUAAUGAAGCCCCCGUUUCAAAUGUCAAUGUCAAAAAUUGUACAAUAUCUAACACAAUGAAUGGUGUAAGGAUCAAGACCUGGCCUGGCACUCCGGGGGCUAUUACUGUGACCGAUAUGCAUUUUGAAGAUAUUAUUAUGAAUAAUGUCCAAAACCCUGUGAUCAUAGACCAGGAAUAUUGCCCAUCAAAUCAAUGCGACAAAUCGUCUCCAUCAAAGAUAAAGAUAAGCAAUGUGAGUUUCACAAACAUUCAAGGCACUUCUCAAACUCAAGAUGGAGUAGUUCUUAUCUGUAGUAGCGGAGUACCGUGUGAGAAUGUUCAGCUGAAUAACAUUAAUCUCGCAUUCAAUGGAGCUGAAGUAACUGCUAAAUGUCUCAAUGUCAAACCAACAGUUACAGGAACGGCGCCAACCUGUGCAGCAGCUUAA
Molecule: messenger RNA, 1182 nt
Organism: Neltuma alba
Lineage: Eukaryota; Viridiplantae; Streptophyta; Magnoliopsida; Fabales; Fabaceae
Product: polygalacturonase-like
Exons: 4
Coding region: 1-1182 (393 amino acids)
Biological process (GO): carbohydrate metabolic process
Molecular function (GO): polygalacturonase activity
Source: RefSeq, a predicted model, not a curated record